AUGAAGAUACUGUUUUUCACUGGACUGCUCUCUCUUACCUCCACUCUUUUCACAACAGCCUCGGAAUUUUCACUGAAUGACUCUGCAAUCAAAACUGUGUCCCUUAUCAAAACCUUCCGGGGAAUUGCAGCAAGAGACUACGAUUACAUCCCCCCUUAUGCUAUAGAAGGGGAGACAACAACGAUCCAUAUCAGAGAACAAAAAUGCUCUUCAAAAAAGUCAAAUGACUCCACUUUAACAGAAGUGAACAACACCACGCUGGAGUACCUGACCAGUUCUUUGAGCACCAAACUAAUACCGUCUGUCUACCUCAGUGCUGUUUUAUUGGGUGUACCAUCUAAUGCCAUCAUUUUGUGGAUGCUGCUAUUCAGGAUCCGGUCUGUGUGCACUGCCAUCCUGUAUACAAACUUGGCAGUUUCAGAUCUGCUCUUCUGCAUCAUGCUGCCCUUCAAAAUAGCAUACCACAUCAAUGGAAACAACUGGAUUUUUGGGGAAAUGAUGUGCCGAACUACGACCGUGGUAUUUUAUGGUAACAUGUACUGCUCCAUUCUGCUGCUCACUUGCAUCAGUGUCAGCCGCUAUGUGGCCAUCGUUCACCCCUUCACCUACAAAAGCUUGCCGAAACGUGCCUAUGCCAUCGUGGUCUGUGCUACCGUGUGGACCAUCGUCUUCCUAUACAUGCUCCCGCUUUGCAUCAUGCAGCAAAGCUAUUAUGUGAAACAACUGGACAUUUAUACCUGCCAUGAUGUGCACAGCGCCUGUGAAACAGUGUCUUCCUUCCAGUUCUACUACUAUGUUUCUUUAGCUAUCUUUGGGUUUUUAAUACCCCUUGCAACUAUUGUUUUCUGCUAUGUCUCAAUUAUACGAACACUCAAGACUCAUGAAUGGUUCUGGUAUGUUAAAGUCAGUCUUUUGAUCCUUACCAUCUUCGCUAUUUGCUUUGUGCCAAGCAAUAUUAUCCUUAUUAUUCAUCACUUCAACUAUUACUAUUACAGUGCAGAUGGGUUGUACUCUUUUUAUUUAAUUGCUUUAUGCCUUAGCAGCUUAAACAGUUGUCUUGAUCCUUUCCUUUAUUUUCUGAUGUCAAAGAUUAGAAGUCAAUCCAAUAUUUAUCUAACAAUGGUUAAGAUAUCCAGGGAAAACUGA
Molecule: messenger RNA, 1146 nt
Organism: Merops nubicus (carmine bee-eater)
Lineage: Eukaryota; Metazoa; Chordata; Aves; Coraciiformes; Meropidae
Gene: F2RL2
Product: coagulation factor II (thrombin) receptor-like 2
Exons: 2
Coding region: 1-1146 (381 amino acids)
Biological process (GO): positive regulation of Rho protein signal transduction; phospholipase C-activating G protein-coupled receptor signaling pathway; thrombin-activated receptor signaling pathway
Cellular component (GO): membrane
Molecular function (GO): thrombin-activated receptor activity
Source: RefSeq, a predicted model, not a curated record